UACCCGGGGAGGGAAGGGGGGGAUUAUGGCUCUCGCCGGGCUCGCGCUCGUUUUCCUCACCAACUUUUACGUGGCCGACGGCAGCAGGCACGCGGUGUACUGGAACAGCUCCAACAUACAUCUGCGGAGGGAAGGCUACACCCUGCAGGUGAACGUGAACGAUUACCUGGACAUCUACUGUCCACACUACAACAGCAGCCAGAGGGGCGUGGCUGAGCAGUAUGUCCUCUACAUGGUCAGUUAUCGCGGCUACCGCACAUGCGACCCGCAGCUGGGCUUCAAGCGCUGGGAGUGCAACCGGCCCCACGCCCCUCAUGCACCAAUCAAGUUCUCUGAGAAGUUCCAGCGCUACAGCGCCUUCUCACUGGGCUACGAGUUCCACGUGGGACACGAGUACUACUACAUCUCCACGCCCACUCAUCACCAUGGCCGCAGCUGCCUGAGACUGAGAGUGUACGUCUGCUGCUCACCAGCAGCUGAUGCAGAUGACGAGCCACAGCCCACAGAGCCAGACUACACUCUGAGACCUAACAUCAAAAUUGAUGACCUCGACGACUACGAUAACCCUGAGGUCCCUAAGCUGGAGAAGAGCAUCAGUGGGAGCAGCCCGUCCCGGGACCGCCUCCUCCUCACCGUGGCAACGCUCUUCCUCAUCGCGCUCUCCGUCUCCUAGCACCCACCUCUGGGACACUAUCAUGCCAACGAGGCCUAGGGGAAUGUAGCGGACAACUGUGGGGUGAGGCCAGUGGGUGGGCCAAUGAGGACUGAGGAGGAACUCAAACCAGAACGAACCUGAAAACAAAAACAAUAAAAGGAUGUGAAAGAGAGCAUUUAGAGGUGACUGGACGUCGAACAAACACCAAGAUUUCAUCAUUGGUGCUACCGUGCUGCACGCGUGCUAGCGGGAUGCUAAGGCCUUCACGCAUUAAACGGUGGAAUCUGAACUUCACAAUGAAAGCUUUGCCAUUCAGCUCAAGCUGGACCAUCAGACAGUGUGUGUUUGAGUGAGUGUGUGUGUGUGUGUUUAUUUCAAUAUGCAAAUGUGUGUUAUUUACUUCAUGCAAGAUCACCCCUUCACUCUGAUUGGCUGACAGCUCUAUUACUUGUUGACUGGCAGGUUAGCGGUCGAGUUGAGUCGAUGCUUAGAUCGGUCCUAAAGAUUAACGCUAAGCAUUAAAAUUCAAGUCGCUAGUGCGGAACAGCAGCCGCACAGUUCAGUUCCUGCACAGGCAAUGCCAAGCCACAUUGCACAGGCUCAAUUUUGAGCGGUACCCAAUUUUAAGCGCUCUGGUAAACCUGCAGGAUUACCAUGUAUUUACAAACACGUCAGAAAUAGGAUUGCCUAAUGCACUGCGUACGCUUAUGGAAUUAAACAGUCCAACAGCCAGAAUCCCCCAACAACUUCAGAAAAACAGUCCACCUGUUUGUUUGGAGACAUCUGCACAGGUUCAAUAUGCAUUACAAACAUGGGCCAUCUAGUACCAAGGUUAAGGCAGUCUCACAGGGCCAGAUUUCGUAAUGAGAACAUAAGGGGACGAUUUUUGGAUACUUCUGUACAGGUUCCACAUCCAUUAUAAACAUGGGCCAUUUACCAUGAGAAAUAUUGGGCUAAAUAGGAACGUAGACUAUUAGGGUGGGAACAAACUGAGUGUGAAAUGUCUAAACCAGUCCAAUGCCUUGUGAAAAGGCUUAAAAUGGGGGUCAGUGGUGCACCCUUCAACAUCUCAUUAGCACACAGAUGUCACGUAAGUUAGCAUGGCUGGAAUGUUCCCCACAAACUCCAAUUAAGCAUGCAAAUGUUUUGCUUUCGUCAUUGAUUGUACUUUGGACGUUGGAGAGAAUUUGGGGGCAGGUUUUAGAGAAGACGUACCCUUGUUUGCGGCAGAUAUUGCUGCAAUCCAGUAAUUUGGAAGCAUCUGUGCAGAUUCCACAUCCAUUAUAAAGUUGGGCCACCCAGUAUCAAGAU
This is a messenger RNA of Colossoma macropomum (tambaqui), 1966 nucleotides long. RefSeq names its product ephrin-A3b (gene efna3b). Gene Ontology annotation, biological process: ephrin receptor signaling pathway; axon guidance. Lineage: Eukaryota; Metazoa; Chordata; Actinopteri; Characiformes; Serrasalmidae. The record is from RefSeq and is a predicted model, not a curated record. The transcript has 5 exons. Gene Ontology annotation, molecular function: ephrin receptor binding. The coding region runs from base 26 to 673 and encodes 215 amino acids. Gene Ontology annotation, cellular component: plasma membrane.